AUGGAUCUCUUUGACCACUUGCCGAACUUUGUAGAUCUGAUGAGACUUUAUGCGGCCCUGGACGCAGUGAUGUGCCGGUCCUUCCCCCCCACACUCAGGAGGGAGGCCAGGGACUGGAGCUUUGUGGCUUCCUUCCUAAGCAGCAAGAGGAAGAGGAAGGUGGUCAUUGGGUUGAUGCAGGUCGUACAGGAGAAGGAUGAGUCAUUGCAAGAAUACUUGGCUAGGCUUAGUCGGGUGACUCUUGGCAUAAAGGACUUGCAAAUGUCUACAGUGGUUACCGCCUUGAUGAAUGGGACGCGAAAUCGGGCCUUUAAGAUGUCAGUCUCCAAGAAUCCCCCGGAAUUGAUACAUGACCUGUUGAAGAAGGGAGACAAGUACUUCGAUGCGGAAGAAGCGGAGAAGGUAACUAAAAAUCUCAGAGAUGGAUGGGAGACGAAAGCUCAUAAGCGAAAUACGAAUGAUGAGCGAAGGCAUGCUGAUAAGAAUAAGCCGAAGAAUGAACGUAUGAAUAAGGGUUAUACCCAGGACUGGUCGGUCAAGCAGAACAAGAGAAAUCAAAGUAAGUAUUGCCAUUUUCAUAAAGAUCACGGACAUGAUACCGAAGAAUGUCUUCAGUUGAAGGAGGAAAUUGAGCACCUACUAAGGUGGGGACUAUUGGCUAAGUAUGUAAAAAAUGACAAGGGCAAGGAAAGGCUCAAGGAUCGACCCCCGCCAAGGGCAGGAGUGAUAAACAUUAUCAUUGGGGAUGUAGCAUUGGACGGCGACUCAAAUUCUGAUAGGAAGAGCUAUGCGCAUUCCGUAGGGAUCUGCUCUAUCCAGAAAAAACAAGGUUCAACCAGAGCAUUACUUUCAACUAAUAGGACUUGA
Messenger RNA from Olea europaea var. sylvestris, 867 nucleotides. RefSeq lists its product as uncharacterized. The transcript has 3 exons. The record is from RefSeq and is a predicted model, not a curated record. Lineage: Eukaryota; Viridiplantae; Streptophyta; Magnoliopsida; Lamiales; Oleaceae. The coding region runs from base 1 to 867 and encodes 288 amino acids.